Molecule: messenger RNA, 1104 nt
Organism: Anoplophora glabripennis (Asian longhorned beetle)
Lineage: Eukaryota; Metazoa; Arthropoda; Insecta; Coleoptera; Cerambycidae
Gene: Usf
Product: upstream stimulatory factor 2
Exons: 4
Coding region: 98-907 (269 amino acids)
Biological process (GO): regulation of transcription by RNA polymerase II
Molecular function (GO): DNA-binding transcription factor activity, RNA polymerase II-specific; protein dimerization activity; RNA polymerase II cis-regulatory region sequence-specific DNA binding
Source: RefSeq, a predicted model, not a curated record
AUAGUUGCCAUCGCGUCACAUGACCUGAAUUGUGGCCCCGUGACCAAAAUUGAAGGAAAAUUCAAAAUUUCCAAAAGAACAAUAAAAAUAUCGUACAAUGGACAUGCUAGAUCCAUUAGAAGCAAGUGAGACAUCGGAAGUUGAGACGAAAGUGAUGUUAAAUGAAAUUCACAUUAAGGGACAUGGAAUGGACAGUGAUGAAGAAGGCAAUGUUGAUCACCUUUCUCCACAAACAUUACUUGAAACCCCUGGUGAAAAUGAAGUGCAAUAUUCACUUAGAUCACCAGAAGGAGGUAUGAUAACCUACAGAGUGUUACAAGUUGAUGACAGUAGCGUAGAAGCAGUUCCACAAAUUGUAACGACUGGUUCCACUGGUUACACAAAUGCAGGUGUGCCUCAAGUUCUAACAAGUAAUCUCAAUGGUCAACUCUAUGUAAUAGGAAAUCCAAAUGACAUGUUUGCUUCUCAAGCUGGAACAAGAACUAUUGCUCCAAGAUCAUCUAUAAUCGAAACAACUAAUAGUGUUGUUAAUAACAUAAAAAAGAGAGACGAAAGACGAAGAGCAACACAUAAUGAAGUCGAAAGGCGAAGACGUGAUAAAAUAAACAACUGGAUAACAAAACUAUCCACUAUUAUUCCAGAGACAAAUCCAAGCGAAAUAAAGGGAAAUGGUCACUAUGAUGGGCAAUCAAAAGGGGGAAUUCUGGCAAAAGCAUGUGAUUACAUCAUGGAAUUGAAAGACAUACAAGAAAAAUGUGAACAAUGUCUAAAGGACAAUAAACAAUUAGCCCAAAAUUUGGAGUUGGUAAAAAUUAAAAACUCUAUUUUGGAGAGAGAGAAUAAAGAAUUGAAAGAAUUACUGAAGAAGAAUGGGAUACUUUAUGUUCCCAGCGAAAUUUCUUCUUAGCUGUCAUAGUUAGUUAUUUAGGAAAAUAUUUUCGAUUUUAUCGUGCACUGUUUUUUAUAGUUUUUUCUUUAUUUUUCUAUAUUUUAUUGUCCAAUUGUUGUACAGUAAUUCGCCAUUAAUUUUAAUUAAGUUCAAUUUAUGAAGUUGAUAUCUAGUUUAUAAAAUUGUUGUAAAUAAAUAAAUGUAUAUUAUUGAAA